Messenger RNA from Saccoglossus kowalevskii, 900 nucleotides. Its product is annotated as ADP/ATP translocase-like. Gene Ontology annotation, biological process: negative regulation of mitochondrial outer membrane permeabilization involved in apoptotic signaling pathway; mitochondrial ADP transmembrane transport; mitochondrial ATP transmembrane transport. NCBI's taxonomy places the organism in Eukaryota, Metazoa, Hemichordata, Enteropneusta, Harrimaniidae. Gene Ontology annotation, molecular function: ATP:ADP antiporter activity. The record is from RefSeq and is a predicted model, not a curated record. Gene Ontology annotation, cellular component: mitochondrial inner membrane.
AUGUCUAAGCAAUUCGACAUAACCGCCUUUUUCAAGGAUUUAAUGGCUGGUGGCACUGCCGCCGCUAUUUCCAAGACAACUGUUGCACCCAUUGAAAGAGUCAAGUUGUUGUUACAGGUUCAAGCCGUAUCAAAACAAAUUGCACCUGAGAAUCAAUACAAGGGUAUCGUAGAUUGCUUCACUCGUGUAUCCAAAGAGCAGGGAGUCUCAUCACUAUGGCGUGGUAACUUGGCUAACGUCAUCCGUUACUUCCCAACUCAAGCACUCAACUUUGCAUUUAAGGAUAAAUACAAGCAGAUGUUCUUGUCAGGUGUUGAUAAAAACACACAGUUCUUCCGUUACUUUGCUGGAAACUUGGCUUCAGGUGGUGCUGCUGGUGCAACAUCUUUGUGCUUUGUGUACCCAUUGGAUUUUGCUCGUACUCGUCUUGCUGCUGAUAUUGGAUCAGCUAGUGCUGGUAAGCGAGAAUUUACCGGACUUGGUGACUGCCUGAAAAAGACACUCAAGUCAGAUGGCAUUACUGGACUCUACCGUGGGUUUGGUGUUUCAGUCCAGGGCAUUAUCAUCUACCGUGCAUCAUACUUUGGUUGCUUUGACACUGUUAAGGGUCUUCUUCCUGACAAUCUGAAAUCAAGCAUCUUGGUGUCUUGGAUGGUAGCUCAAGUUGUCACCACUAGUGCUGGUGUUGUAUCUUAUCCAUUUGAUACCGUGCGUCGUCGAAUGAUGAUGCAGAGUGGACGUAAAGAUGUCAUCUACAAGGGUACCAUUGACUGCUGGUCAAAGAUAAUGCGACAGGAAGGUGGAAGUGCAUUCUUCAAAGGUGCGUUCUCUAACGUUCUUCGUGGCACUGGUGGCGCUUUUGUGCUGGUGCUGUACGAUGAAAUCAAGAAGAUGCUUUAA